Messenger RNA from Carica papaya (papaya), 2822 nucleotides. Its product is annotated as Mitochondrial substrate carrier family protein. Lineage: Eukaryota; Viridiplantae; Streptophyta; Magnoliopsida; Brassicales; Caricaceae. The record is from RefSeq and is a predicted model, not a curated record.
CACUCUUUCUGGUCUUGCACAUAUCUUUAUAAACCCCCUUAAGCUUCCAUAAAUAAAACCAGUAACUUUCCAGAACUUUGUUCAACUUUCUCCAGAAAAUGAAUCGCAGAAUUCAACUAACUUUACUUUCUGCUUCAGGGUCAGCUAAUUCAUCGAGGAAUUUGCAUCUAAAGAAUGACAUGUUGCUGAUGGCUUGUUAAGUACUACAGAAUUAGAGAAUGCUUUUGGUUAAGUCCAGAUAAAAUAGAAAGGAGAAGCAAUUAGCCCGUAGAUUAACUAAAGUUACUAUUUAAUCAAGAUAUUGCUCUACUCUCUACAUUUUCAAGGAUAUUCUUCAAAAAUUUAAGAAAUGGCUGCCUGUAAAAGACCUCCUAAAUCUUCAAUAGAACACAAUGGUUAUUCAGUUAAGUGUGCAUCAUUUAAGAUUGUUGAUUUCCUUCCUAAAGAAUAUGCUUCCCUCUCUGGUGACAAGAAGCAGAACAAAAACAAAGGAUCUGAACAACUGUCCACUGAAGUAUUGAGCAUGAGCGAGAUAAUAUCAGCAAUCGACCAGAUUUGGGAUUGUGCAAAUCGUCUUUCUCUUUUUCAACCUAAAUCAAAGUCGAAUCUAAAUCUGAGUGGCUAUCAGAAGGAAGAUGUCUUAGAUGGCUUGGACACAGGACAAAAGGGUAGGGCACCCCUUUUAGAUGGUAGUGAAAGCUUUCAGUGGUCACCUGUAUUGCAGUCUAAGUUUGAGUUUUUGAAGGUAACCCAGAAGAUUUCACUUUUUGAACCUUGUAAUGAAAAUUGCAGGGAAUCAUUUUUCUCAAGGCUUUUGCAGGGUGGUAGAAACUUGUCUAAUAAUUCUUGGAAAGGAAAUGAAUUUGGAAUUAGAUCUGUUGGAUUAUUUUCUGAGCUAGGGAAUACGUAUCAAUGGAUGAAAGAAUUAGUUCCUGCUGGGCUUAAAUAUCAUCUUAAUAGCACUGAGAUUGGAACCAAGCAAAUUGGUGAAUGCUGCAUUCCAGGACAAGCAGGUAGCUCAACUGGGGCCUGUGUUUCUGGAACAACUAAUCCUGCAAGCAACACCGUAGUUGGAGGUGCUGAGUGUAAUUCUGAUUCACUCAGAUCAAAAGAUCUGCCUUUAUGUGAUGAUUCAAAUUUAAGGAUGAAUACUGGAGUAACCUCACUACUUUCAGAUUACCUUAUGGCUGCACAAGCUGAUAACAGUGUUGCAAACACCUCAAGUUCUAGUCUUUAUGCAGAUUGUCAUGUUGGUGAUAUCUCUUCUUGUGCUAGUGCACGUGAAGGAUGGCAACAUCUGAUUAAUGGUGGAGAAGUGCUAGAAAGUGAUGGAAAACAGCCUCAUGAGUUUGUCACAGAAGAAGAAAAUAGAACAGUAAUUCCCUCAUCUGGAGUUGAAAAGUCUCAUUAUGCCCCUGCUAGGCAACAGCAUGCUUUUGCUGGGGCAUUAGCUGGUGCAUUCGUUAGUGUUUGUCUUCAUCCUGUCGAUACAGUUAAGACAGUUAUUCAAUCUUGUAGUACAGAGCAGAAGUCUAUAUGUUAUAUUGGAAAGUCCAUUGUUUCUGAAAGAGGUUUUACUGGACUUUAUCGUGGAAUUGCUAGCAAUAUUGCAUCUUCAGCUCCUAUAUCUGCUGUUUAUACUUUCACGUAUGAAUCAGUUAAAGGUGCUUUGCUUCCUCUUUUCCCUAAGGAAUAUUUCUCUCUUGCCCAUUGUAUAGCAGGUGGUUGUGCAAGUGUUGCUACUUCUUUUAUUUUUACUCCAAGUGAGCGAAUAAAGCAACAGAUGCAAGUUGGUUCCCACUAUCAUAAUUGCUGGAAUGCAUUUGUAGGGGUUAUUAGAAAGGGUGGUUUGCCUUCUUUAUAUGCAGGAUGGGGAGCUGUACUCUGCAGAAAUGUCCCUCACUCAAUCAUCAAGUUCUAUGCAUAUGAAAGCUUGAAGCAAAUGAUGCUGUCAUCUCUACAGUCUGGUGCUCAACUCAACACAUUACAAACACUUGUUUGUGGAGGAGUAGCUGGAUCUACUGCUGCUAUCUUUACAACGCCAUUUGAUGUGGUGAAAACUAGAUUCCAAACACAGGUUCCUGGCUCCAGGAGCCAAUAUAACAAUGUCUUUCAGGCCCUUCAGGAAAUAGCCAAGCAGGAAGGUUUAAAAGGGCUAUACAGGGGAUUGAUUCCGAGACUGGUUAUGUAUAUGUCUCAAGGAGCUCUCUUCUUUGCUUCAUAUGAAUUUUUUAAGAGUUUAUUUUCCUUGGAGGUGCCACAUACUAGCACUCAAAGGACCUGGCAUAAGCAAAAGAGCAAGGAUGGUAUAAGAUUAGAGCAAUCUGCAUUUGUGUCAUCAUCUUCUUCUGGAUCAGAUCCAGUUUCAUCAUCAUCAUCAUCAAGUUUGCGUUCAUGACCAUGGUAGGCUCGGAGGUAAAAACCUAAGCAUUAGACAUAAAAGAUUGGAGAACCAAGUCAUCCUUCACUUGACUCUAUCAAAGGGUCUUUUCUUUAGGAAAUUUUGAUUUUAUUCCACGCACCCAAAGAUUUGACGUAACAGGGUUCUGCUGUCGUAUUUAGCAGACGUAUGUUUUGAAUGUAUCAACAGGAGAAGGGUGUGGAGCUGGAUGUCGGUAGCAAAUGUAUCACUGUUUGUAUCAUUAUUUUCAGCUUAGAAAAACAUGUAGUUGUAUUAUUAUUAGUACGUUAUACAUAAUUUUUCAAGUGUAAAAGCCUUUGAUGCUUUCCAAUUACAUAUUUAUUUUUGUAGGACUGAAUCAAGACAAUAAGCUGCAAAGACUCAAAAAAUAAUCCAAGGGUUGUCAACCACUGUUUUGUCU